ACGGCCGCAUGGCAACAGGAUCAGAGCCUGGGGGUUGUCUGCUUGUAGGUCUGCUCCCAUUUUAAAUCGCAUUUCCUCACUAGAUGGUGUGCAAGUCACUGGAGAGAAGACUUCCUCGCGUAGUGAAGCCUCCAUCCAACCAAACAAACCUGGGAAACUAUACGACGGAACACUUUCUGAGCGGACUCCGAGGUGGAAAAGUGUGGGAAUAAAUAAAGCUCGAUUCUCCGGUAGAUUUUUGUCAGGCUAACGCUCGCUUUUGGCAUCCAGAAGACUUGGGGAGAAGCGACAGCAGAAUCCAGCUGUGAUGGACAUAAUGAUUGCGGUGCAGGAUGCCUGUGUGUCUGGUCAGUGGCUUACCGCGUUCAUUCUUAGCCUGUGCUGCUUUCUGCCGUCCUGUUUGCCCGCCGGACAAACUGUGGACUAUUCGUCGGUUGAAAGUGUGGUCAGCAGACAAGGCGACACGGCUCUUUUGAGGUGCUAUCUGUUGGAUGGGAUCUCUAAAGGAGCCUGGCUGAACCGCUCCAGCAUCAUAUUCGCCGGGAGCGACAAGUGGUCCGUGGACCCCCGCGUGUCCAUAGUGUCCAGCGUGCGAGACAAACACGAGUACAGCCUUCAAAUACAGAAAGUGGAUGUAUUCGACGACGGACUGUACACAUGCUCCAUUCAGAGUGAGCGUAACCCGCGGCCAAAGCUCCUCAACCUCAUUGUAAAAGUUCCUCCCAAGAUAUAUGACAUUUCGUCUGACAUCACAGUUAACGAGGGCAGCAACGUGUCUCUCAUCUGCACAGCCAGCGGGAAGCCUCAGCCAACCAUUUCCUGGAGACACAUAACCCCGUCAGGGAAGAAAUAUGAGAGCGGAGAAUAUCUCAACAUCACUGGCAUCACACGAGACCAGGGUGGGAACUACGAAUGCAGCGCUUUAAAUGACAUCGCCUCUCCGGAUACCAAAACAGUCAAAGUCACAGUCAACUUUGCCCCAUCAAUCCAUGAAAUGAAAAGCCACGGCAUCGGUUUGGGGCGCACAGCUCUGAUGCGGUGCGAGGCUGCUGCCGUACCGUCUCCAACGUUUGAAUGGUACAAGGGAGAAAAAAGGAUUACCAAGGGACAGGGGAUUGACAUCAAGAGCCUCACCUCCAGAUCAGUCCUCACCGUGACCAACGUGACAGAAGAUCGUUACGGGAACUACACAUGUGUCGCCACCAACAUGCUAGGAAAGGCCAAUGCCAGUGUGCCUCUUAUUCCGCCCAACACUGCACCCUAUGGGAGCACAGGAAGUGCGCACAUCCCGCAGGCCUGCCGGUACCUGGUCCUGGCCCUCUCCUCCUUCAUCAGCGUGUACUAGCGGAGGCCAGCCCAGACACAAUGACUGUCAACAGCAUUUAUGAAUCCUUUUUGACAUUGCUGAUGGCUGGAUCUGGUACAGUUUGUUGUAAAAGCGGAGAUGGGAAAAAUAAUCAGCUUCACUUUAUGUGGGAUAUUUUUUUUUCUUUUUUCUGAAAUCUCUGUCAUGUAAAUACUACGAUGUGUUAUUUUAUUUUUUUAAUUAUUUUUAUUUCCUUUUUCAUUUUCUUCACUUCUGGUUGACUGACCGCCUCGUGAAUCAGUGCUUACCGUUUCAUAUCAAAAGGCCCCCGAGUCUUCAAACGAGUUACUUUUCCCUAUCCGGCCAAUCGUGAGAAAAUACCAUUCAUUUUUGUACAUGGCUUAAAAAAAAAAAAAAAAAGACAAACACAACAAUUGUGCCAAUUCUCCCAAAUUAUCAUGACAAUGUUGUACUGUAUGCAUUAUGGGAUGUUGAACAAAGAAAGACAUUUAGAUUCCUAACAAUAUACAUUUUGAUUAAGGGGUGUGCUUAAAAUAUCUAUAAAAUAACAAAAAAACAAUAAAAAAAUAAAACUAAAAAAUAGGCAGGGCAUUUUCAGGACCUGUGUUGUCAUGACUACUCAGUAGGUGGAUGAACAGUGUUGAAGGUGUGCUUUGUUGUAUUCUGAAAUGGCUCCUUCAUUUAUUCAACCUGCCGAACAGCUUUGAUCAAGCAGCCAUCAAAGUAGCAGAAUAAAGUGUAUUGUAACUUUAUAUUUUAUAUAGUGUAGGCCUUUGUUGGAAAGUGGGACCAGCUUUUUUUCUCAUUCAAAGGACACAAACAGAAGGCAUCACCUUGUACAGGAAGAGCGUUGCUCUCUUGCGUUUACAUUUUCUCCUAAAAAAAAGGAAAAAGACCAUCAGUCACGCUUCUUUCUGAGGACACAAAGUGAAUGUCACUAUAAGUUUUGUAAAAUAAAAAAAAUAAAAAAUGGAGCCCAAAUUUAGUAUUUAUCACUUCGUUUAUUUCUCCAAAUUUUGCUUACCGAUUACCAAAACGUGAUCUUUAGAAAACUUCUCUUGAGUUCCUUUAGUAUUAAUUGACACACAGAGAGAAAGCUCAUUUCCACAAAAACAUGAGUUAAACACACAAAAUCGGUUUCACUGAAGUACUCAUGAAGUCCCGAAGAGUUUUGUAGUCUUCACACGAACCUGUCAGGGCGACAUUCAUCCUCCAGUAUCCUCAGACUGCGGUUGAAACAGAGGUACUGCACUGUAAUGCCUUAAUAGUACCAUAAAUAUGGAUUUCCCUUCUUUCAAAGCGACACUUCUCCGCAGCGGCUCAUCCGUCCGACACACACAGCUGAUAAGUGAAUGUUCAUAAACCAUAAGCUGACUCGUCUUUGGAAUGAGGCAUUCAAUCAACAAGCUGAAGGCUCCUGCAGGUAUUUUCAAACACGUCGGAUCAUUUUGAUGCUUCAAGUAUCUGUGGCGCCGGUUAACACGUCCGCCGGUUGUGUUUGAGUUAAGACUGUGUUCUAAUUUACCCCACGAGGGAACGGGCUCAAGUUUCUGAAGGCUUUUCACCCAUGAACUUGUGUCUGCGAAUCCGUCGAACGAUAGCCAACACAGCUGAAAGACUUAAAGCACAAACACUGUCAUUCGACUCGUGGUUGUUUGUUUUUGAACCUUUUCUUUUCUUCUUAUUUCUGAAGUCGUUCUGGGCUUGUUUUACAAAAAUUAUAAAAAUACUGCACCAGAUGAUCUUGUUUAAAUGUUAAGAUAUAUUGCAAAUGGGUUUAUUUAUUCUCCUCCUUUAUGAAAACAAUGCAUUUGAAAUAUGUAAAAGUGUAUUUGAAAAAGGCACAGUAUGGCAUAGUUUAUAAUAAUGUUGUUGGGUUCUUUUAGAUUCCAUACCUGUUGUUGAUUAAGGUACGCUCGAAGGAACAAUGUUUGCAAUCAGAUGACCUACUUUUCUGGACCAGAAGGGGUGUGAACCAGUAUAAACAGUAUUAUAGAACAUAAUCAAUGUGUGUAUAUUUGGAGAAAAUAGGUACCUUUUGAUCUGUAGAGCCAGUGUGUAGUCCUAGUUUUCACACACUUGCGUGUUUGACGAUGUGCAGAGAGUAUGGUUGUACUGCAUGUCAAAGUUAACCUGUGUUUUUAAGGUGGACAUUUAACAGAUCUUCAGGCUUUUUAUUGAAUGGAAGCAUUUACUUUUGUUUUAUGGGUUUUUUUUCUUUUUUUCAAAAGGUUUUGGUUCAUGAACCUGGUCUGAAAAAUACAUACCUUCUACAGAUCACCAGGCUGUGUUUGUAUGUGAUUUCUUUCCGUUUGCUGAUGAACUAAAACAAAUCAUUAUGACUAUUGUGGCAUACUGGUAAUAGUUUGGAGUUUUGCUGGUUGCUUGUCUAAACCCUUGAGGCCAUGCUAUUAUUCCAUAUGAAAUGUACUGGGUAUUGAUUCUUUUAGAUAUGGUAUUAACAAGUCCUUUUUAUCAAACCAUAUUAUUUGCAAUAAAAAUCUUCAUGUUACAAUGUAAA
Oryzias melastigma (Indian medaka) is the source of this 3848-nucleotide messenger RNA. RefSeq names its product neuronal growth regulator 1 (gene negr1). The coding region runs from base 308 to 1345 and encodes 345 amino acids. NCBI's taxonomy places the organism in Eukaryota, Metazoa, Chordata, Actinopteri, Beloniformes, Adrianichthyidae. The transcript is spliced from 7 exons. Gene Ontology annotation, cellular component: neuron projection. The record is from RefSeq and is a predicted model, not a curated record.